AUGAUGGCUAUGACUAGAAGUCAUCGAGAAAAAAUCAACAUGAAAUUAAAUAACGUUACAAAGCAUUUUGAAAAAUAUCAACCUCAAUUAUAUGUAACAAGUAUUUUUAAUCAUACUAUAAUUAGAAAAUUAAUUCCAUCAUCCAAUACAUCUAUUGAACCUACAAUGAAUACACCAGAAUUACAAAAUGUUAAAUGUUCAAUAUCUGACUCUUAUUCAUUAUUGAAUAAUAACUUUAUUAGUAAUAAUAAUACACCAUUGAUACCUGAUUAUAAUUUAACACUAUCAAAUGAUUGGUCAUAUUUUUUAAAAAUAAAUCUUGAAAAUUAUAUUGAUAAAGCUUAUUUAUUUAAUAUGACUUUAAUACCACAAUUUAAAUUACAUGGUAACGUAAAAUCAAUAAAACAUUUACAUAAUUGUUAUGAACCAUAUUCUAUAAAUCAAUUACAACUAAUUGGUCAAUAUCAUAAUCCAAAUAAUAUUGAUGAUGAUAAAUUAAAUGUUAAUUAUAUAAAAGAAUAUUCUAUCAGAAAUAUACCUAAUCAAAAAGAUUGUGAAAAAUUAUGUUGGGCAAUUCGACAACCAUAUUUAUAUAAAAAUGGUGGAUUAUGGUUAUGGGAUAAAAAGUACAGAAUACUUUACGCUGAUUACAAUCAAACCUUAAUGGCCAUCGAACAAAGUGGCGUAAAUGAAAUCAAUUUGAACACUUUCACAGCAACGCGCCUACAAAUACCAAGUGAAGAAUAUUUGAGAUCUGAAGAAGGACUACAUUUUGUCAUGUUAAUUGGGUUUCAUAGGCAGGAUCGAGAACAAGCCAAAUGUAAUGCUGCCAUAAUGGGUGUGAUGGAUUUAUUAAGGAAAAAAUUGACACCAUAUAGCAUGUAG
Messenger RNA from Schistosoma haematobium, 885 nucleotides. RefSeq lists its product as uncharacterized. Lineage: Eukaryota; Metazoa; Platyhelminthes; Trematoda; Strigeidida; Schistosomatidae. Bases 1 to 885 code for a protein of 294 amino acids. The transcript has 3 exons. The record is from RefSeq and is a predicted model, not a curated record.